UAGUUCUCGCAAGUGGUGCAUGAUGUGGUGUUACGUACGUGAUAGCCAUAGCCGCUGGCUAGCUAUCGUAUCUCGAGCUCCCUUGCUUCGAGAGUUGCUGGUCAUUAGGGGUUUGGAGAUAUUAGGGUAGCAAACUUUUGCUAAAAAAAAAAAAAAAAAGCCUAUGAAAAAAUGGAUUUCGGUGAAGGGCUUGUCCGCCGUAUUUAUGGCAUGGCGACACUAAAGCCACGAAGUUGCUGGCUUCCUUAUUUGUGUCUCGUCGAUUAUGGUUCAUUGAUAGGUAUCGACAGAAAGAGCGAAUUCCAGUGCAGUAGUAAAGCAUCGCCGACUUGGUAAUGGACUCAUAUUGUUACGUUCCCUUCGGUACCGAGCCUGAGUGCCAUCAAUUCCGAAUCCUUACUUUACUCCCCGGUUCGAGAGGGCAGCCAUUGGAAUGCAUUCUAAAGCAUGGGGAUAUAGGCAACUCGCCUCCUUAUGAAGCAAUCUCCUAUGUUUGGGGUGAUACCCGCGACAAAGUCAAUAUUAUAUGUAACGGCAAGCCAUUAAUCAUUAGCGCUAAUCUCGAUGCGGUCCUUCGUCACUUCCGUUUCCCGUCGGACAAGAGGACACUAUGGGUAGACGCAGUAUGUAUUAACCAGAAUGACGAUGAGGAGCGGGGAAGACAAGUCGGUCGUAUGAAAGACAUAUACUCAAAAGCUAUGGAGGUCCUCAUAUGGCUGGGCGAAGAAGGGGAGGAUAGCGACGCAGGUAUCACGGUGGCCUCAGAUAUCGCUCAAGCCUGCCGUCAGUAUAUCUCAGGCGGCGGUUCGCUCGAAACGAUAAGCUUCAAUGAGUCGCCUGUACAGAGACUUUUUGGGAGAUUCAGAGAUAAAUCCGAGUUCACACGAUUGGAAGCAUUUGCUAAAAUCAUUAAAAGGUUGUGGUUUACUCGAGUUUGGGUUGUCCAGGAGCUUGCGUUGGCGACCAAGGCGACCGUAUUCUGUGGGAAUUCAUCUAUCAGCUGGACUGACCUUAUGAAUGCCAUCACAGCUCAGGAUUAUCUUAACUUAUGGCUUGCCGACCAUGAACGUAACGCCUAUGUCUUUAUCCUGGAAAGGGCUCGCCAGGAAUGGAACGCUGGCGUGAGACGAAGCCUUCUUAGUAUUUUGUUCCGUUACCGAAUACUUGACGCCACGGAUCCCCGAGAUAAAAUUUUCGGGUUGAAUGCGUUGAUUAAAAACGAGCUUCCCGGGGGUCAGGCUCUGCAACCAAAUUAUAAUGUCGACGCCACCGAACUGUACAUCGCCGUGGCCAAAGAGAUCUUGAAGCAAUCAUCAGAUCUUAACUUGCUAUCCGUUCCUCGGCGACUUUCAGGCGAUGGUCCCGGUCCUAAGAAUCUGCCUUCGUGGGUACCUGACUGGACUAACACUCGACUUACCGCACCUUUGGGUCUGGCAAAUUAUUCGGACAUCAACGAGCUUGCUUUUUCUGCUAGCGGAUCUUCAACGCCCCAAAUCGAAUUUGGUGGCGUCGACUCUAGUUCCCUCGGAGUACAAGGCUGCUGCGUCGAUCGCAUUGCUGCCGUUGGGACAGUCUUGAGAUUGGAAGAUCUCCCGCGGACUGACUACCACGGAACUCGUAUUCCGAAAUGCGCCUUCGUCCUAGAUGAUUGGUCUCGUGUGGCUAAGCUGCGCGACCAAAAUUUCUACUUCACCGGCCCAGAACCAUAUCUAACCGGUGAACCUAUGCGCGAUGCAUUCGUCCAGACGCUAGUGACAGAAUCGACGAAUGAAAGUAUCGAAACACUACGCCAACAACUGGACAUCCUAGAGAGAAACGCCGCAAUAGCUAAGUGGCUUAACUUCCUACCUAAGCGUCUCCCGAGCUGGCUGACGGACAAAGCUGUCUACCUAGCCCACGCUAUACUAUUCUGUCGUCGGAAUGACCAGAUGACCUUGGAUUUUAGGAUACACCUUUCGUCCUUAGCAGAUCGCCGAGGGUUCAGGACCGACAAAGGAUAUAUCGGCCUAGGAUCUGCCUUAGCGGAAGUUGGCGAUAAGAUCGUGGUAGUCAAGGGAGCAAAGUUACCUCUCAUAUUGAGAGCAGCGGGCUCGCAAUGGACGGUACAAGGCGACUGCUUCGUGAAAGGGAUAAUGCAAGGUGAGGCCUAUCACGAAGAGGAAACUUCUCAGAUGUGGAUUGUCUGAAGCUUUUCGCCUCCCCGGCUACCCAGACAUCUUGGAUCUUCUACAGCAGAUGUUAGAAGAACUUGGUACUUUUUGGAUUAUAUAUUGGUUAGAAAAGGGCUAUCACUAGCAUGUAAAAUCUCACUGUUUACUUACUACUUAAGAUAUUGGGUUAUUUUGGACAGAAAGCAGAUCUUCCAAUCAUGCACGAAUUAUUGGUCCCCACCAUCGUCAAGUUCCGGAUCUUCGCUGCUUAACCUACUUUGACAGAUCUUGGUAACCUUGGAACU
This is a messenger RNA of Annulohypoxylon maeteangense, 2455 nucleotides long. Its product is annotated as HET-domain-containing protein. NCBI's taxonomy places the organism in Eukaryota, Fungi, Ascomycota, Sordariomycetes, Xylariales, Hypoxylaceae. The record is from RefSeq and is a predicted model, not a curated record. Bases 336 to 2186 code for a protein of 616 amino acids. The transcript has a single exon.